AGCUUUAUAGCGCAGCUGUAGCAUUUGGCAGCACCCGUGUCUUCUUGGUAUCUCAUGACGUAGGCUCCUUUUUAUUGUCUGUUGUCAGUGUGGAUGAGAGGUUGUGGUCUGGGUGCUGAGAGAGCAGCUCUGCGAUAGUAAGGAAGCCGACGGCAGCAGGAAUGUAUUUAAAGAUGCUCAAACUCCGUCUCCUCAACACCAUCGCUCCUGCCUACUUCUUCACAGCCACCACGGUGACCUUUGCCCUGCAGUUUUACUUUUUCAUUCCGGCCAUCUUCGAGAACCCCGACGCCCGGAUCAACUCCUCCACCUUGCUCCACGGCGCCUUCUUCCUCUUCCUCAUCCUCAAUGCUCUGGGUAACUACGUCAUGACGAUCCGCUUCCCUGCAGCGAGCGUGCAGGACGCCGGGCCCCUCGUCUGCUCUCCGCGCUGCACUGACCGAGUGGACGCCCACUACCUGCUCAACGGCCGCCACUUCUGUAAGCUCUGCAAGAAAGUGAUCCUGAGGCGGGACCACCACUGCUUCUUCACUGGCAACUGCAUUGGGAACAGGAACAUGCGCUACUUCAUUAUGUUCUGCGUCUACACCUCCACCACUUGCCUUUACUGUCUGGUGCUGGGGGUGGCCUAUCUCACUGUGGAGUACUCCAUUUCCUUUGAGAACCCUCUCACUUUCCUCACCCUUCUGCCUCUCUCUGUUGGCUACUUCUUCCUGGGUGCAAUCCCAGGGCUGCAGUUCUUCAUUGUCCUCAUGCUGUACGUCUGGCUGGGGAUCGGUCUGACCUGCGCAGGGUUUUGCUGUCAGCAGAUCCUGCUUGUGGCCCGUGGGCAGACCUGGUGCCAGCUGAGGAAGGGGCAGGUGGUUCAGACACGCAGCCCCUGGAGGAGCAAUCUGAGUGAUGUGUUCGGGAGGCAGUGGGUUCUGGGGCUCUUCCUUCCCGUGCAGACCGUGGGGCGGCUGCAAGACCAUGCUGCUGAUAAAAAAGAGAGCUGAACACGCCAAUGCCACGUAUGCAAGGUUUCUAUUCAUUUACAACGCUUCUUGUUUUCCGGCACAAUUGCGGCUCCAACAUAAUCAUGAUCAUGUACAGCUCUGGCCAAAAGUUUCGCACCACCCUAUAGAAAAACUGACAUUUCAAAAUCUAACAUGAAAUACUGUGCUACUAUUAUGGCUUCCGGUAGACUUUUGCAAUAUAAUUUGUAGUUUCUUAUGUGAUGUUAAAUAAAAGAUCUAAUUAUGUUCAUAUUGUUUUUGUUUUUAAACAAUGUCUUAAUCUUAAAAUUCUAGGUGAUGCUAAACUAUUGGCCAUACCGUAGCUGUUCAGUAUAGCAAGGUUGUGACCCAGACAGUGGUGUUUUUAAACUAUUUCCUCUAAAAGAUUUCAGGGAUUUUGUCUUUUCCUGGGAUAUUCAGUUGAAGGCAGAAGGGCUACAAAGUGCAAGAGGAGGGGAAAAAAGCAUUUCCAUUUGAAAGCAGGCAAAUGAUGUAUUUUGGUAUUCUUUGUAAUGUAGAUGUGUAGCACACAACAUCCUAGAAAAAGACUCUUCAUAGACAGAAAUGCCUUAUAAAGCAGCGGCUUGAUCUUUGCAUUUUUUAAAUGAGUGUUUUGCAGUACUGAUUGUAAAUCUCCAGCUUAUCCUUUGAAUGCAAAUGGGAAUGGAAUUUUUCUAUAUGAAGCCUUUGAAACGGAAGCCUAUAUGUAUCUGUACGUGUGGUUUAAAGUUAAAGGUGAAUUGCACAUCUCUGCAGUGCAACCCUCAAUUGCUUUUAUGUGCAAGGUAGCACCAGCUUGGAAAAAACUAACUGGCAGUGCCACUAUAAUACUUUUUUUUUUAAAUAAUACUGUCUAUUAUUAAUUGAAGAAUUGUUAAUUGCUUGUUUCGCUAGGCUUUUACAGCAUACAAUGCUGUCCUCAAAACAUGCAAUUAGGUGAAUUAGGAGUAAGUGGUUCACUUACAGGGUUGUGGUGUGACAAAUAGGCUUUGUCGGCAAAAUAAAACCCAAAGCAUUCUCCAUUUAAGGCCGUUACAUAUUCGAAGGGAAUGCAACCUCAGCUAACAACUCAAAUGGCUCCUGCUGCUGAAAAGAAAAGAAAAUCAGAAAAUGAUCUAAUUUCACGCGCUGAUACUUACACCCUUCUUUUAGUUUUCUUCCUUCACAUUAUGCAUUUAUACAGUCUAAUUAGACAAGGUGUUAGGAAUACAUUAUUUGGGAUUAUUAUACGAUUACAUGAAAGUGCAACAUCAGUUUCAACAUUUUUUUUUUUUUUUUCAUGUUACAACAAGAAAUGUAUCAUUCCAGAACCACAACUCAGAGCUAGCAUUCCAGCAGUUUCAGUGCUAUUUUGUCAAUUGACUUGGUGCUGAAGCAUAUUUUAAAUACAUUUUAACAGUAUUCAAAACAUUUUCAUACAGUAUAUGGGUGUUUUCAAUUAAUAGCAUUAUGUGUUCUCAGCAGAAUCUGUUGUUAUAUAGCUUAUUGUGGUCAUAAAAUUAGUGAAAAUGUGGGCAGUUUUUUCAAUACUCAGCUUCUGAAUAAUGCAGUUAAUGUUUUUUCCUAAGAAACAAAGUAAAAAUAGUAUUUUAUAUAUAUAUACUGUAUCUAUAAAAAAUAUAAAAUCAUGAAAUAAUAAUGUAAGAAUAUCAAAUAAAAAAACAAAAAAAACAAUCUUCAGUGGGAUCUGGAACCGCGUUGUGCUGUUGUCACAUUAUCAACCCUGGUUGCUUUUCCAGUUUUGACACCUAGAUUUAAGCUACAUGGUAUCAAUCUUAAAACUCAAACGAAUAUCUGUUUUGAUCGAAUAAUUAAGUGAUCAGCAGAAUACACAACUAUGAAACGCAAUAUUAAGACUACAAGGUAUAACAUAUUUUGCUUUUAAAAAUUAGUUGAUUAAGCUUCUAAAUGAUGUAUUUUUUGUGUGCAAACCUGAAUCCCUAUUGUAAUUUUUCAUUCGUCAGAUCAGGUAUGUAUUGUAUAUGUAGACACAGUAAAACAUAUCAAGAGUAUACAUAAAUGCUGUACUAGACACAAAUGGAUAUUUAAAAAAAAAAAAAAAAAAUUGUGAUACUUGGCUGUAUUGAACUUUGUCUUCAAACUAUUGUUAUCUUUAUUAGUUAUUUUAAUAAAAUACUGUACUUUCAUGAUGUUUAUUGGGGAGUUGUUUAUAAAUUAAGAGAAGGAGCACUGGUUUUGGUUUCAUACCACACAUACACGAUAGACUUCAGUACAGCAGUCACAUGAAUGGGCAUUUGUGUAGAUCUGUGAGUAAGGAACAACAUACCAAAAAACAAAUAAUAAAA
This is a messenger RNA of Acipenser ruthenus (sterlet), 3301 nucleotides long. RefSeq names its product palmitoyltransferase ZDHHC22-like. Gene Ontology annotation, biological process: protein palmitoylation. Gene Ontology annotation, cellular component: Golgi apparatus. The transcript has 3 exons. Lineage: Eukaryota; Metazoa; Chordata; Actinopteri; Acipenseriformes; Acipenseridae. The coding region runs from base 162 to 995 and encodes 277 amino acids. Gene Ontology annotation, molecular function: palmitoyltransferase activity. The record is from RefSeq and is a predicted model, not a curated record.